AUGGCGGUCGCCUCUUCCUCAUCGUCGUCGACCACGGCCGCCGACCGCGAUGUCGAGGCCCAACGCCAAGAAGCGCCCAUCGCCCCCAAGACGUCGCAUUGGAGCGUCCUGCUGGACCAGGCCGGCGUCGACGAUGCCGUCCUCAACCACAAGUACCCCGGAAACGGCACCGUUGAGUCGCCGUAUCUCGUCGACUUCCUGCCCAGCGACCCGCGGAACCCCGUAACCUUUUCCAAGACUUUCAAGUGGGCCAUUACCCUCAUAGCCGCCAUGUCGACGCUCGCCGUCUCCUUUGCCAGUUCCGCCUACUCGGGCGGCGUCUUCGAGAUCAUGAUGGACUUUGGUGCCUCCACCGAGGUCGUCAUUCUCGGCGUCUCCAUGUUCGUCCUUGGUUUCGCCAUCGGCCCGCUCAUCUGGGCGCCGCUGUCUGAGAUGUACGGCCGCCAGCAUCUCUUCUUCUUCACCUACAUGGCCCUGACGGCCUUCAAUGCUGGCGCUGCUGGCGCUCCGUCCAUGGCUGCCCUCAUCGUGCUGCGUUUCUUCGCCGGCGCGUUCGGCUCGUCGCCUCUGACGAAUGCCGGUGGUGUCAUUGCCGACAUGUUUUCCGCCAACGAGCGCGGUAUCGCUACCAGCAUCUUUGCCAUGGCCCCGUUCCUGGGCCCUGCUCUUGGACCGAUUGCUGGCGGCUUCCUUGGCGAGGCCGAGGGUUGGAGAUGGGUCGAGGGCCUGACGGCCAUCUUCACCGGCGUCCUCUGGAUCAUCAACUCGCUCGUUUACCCCGAGACGUAUGCACCCGUGCUGCUGCGAAAGCGCGCAAUCGCCCUCUCCGAGAAGACGGGCAAGGUCUACAUCUCCAAGCUGGACGAGGGCAAGCCCAAGAAGAGCGUCGGCAGCCAGAUGAAGGUGGCCAUGUCGCGCCCCUGGAUCUUGCUCUUCCGUGAGCCGAUCGUCCUGCUCACCGCCAUCUACAUGGCCAUCAUCUACGGCACGCUGUAUCUCUGCUUCGCCGCGUUCCCCAUCGUCUUCCAGCAGGGCAGGGGCUGGAAGCCCGGUAUCGGUGGUCUGGCCUUCAUCGGUAUUGCCGUGGGCAUGACUGUCGCGACGGUCGGCAGCAUCUUUGACAACGGGCGCUACCAGCGGGCGGCGAAGAAGGCUGGCGGAAUGGCGCCGCCCGAGGCUCGUCUCCCCCCGGCCCUGGUCGGUUCCAUCCUGCUACCCGUCGGACUGUUCUGGUUCGCCUGGACCAACGGCAACAGCGUCCACUGGGUCGUGCCCAUCAUUGGCUCCGGCUUCUUCGCUGCGGGCAUUGUCCUGGUCUUCCUGUCACUCAUGAACUACCUCGUCGACUCUUACGUCAUCUUUGCCGCGUCUGUCCUGGCCGCCAACUCGGUCCUGCGAUCGCUGUUUGGCGCCAUCUUCCCCUUGUUCACGACGUACAUGUACCAGGACCUCGGCAACCACUGGGCCAGCUCCAUCCCCGCGUUCCUGGCGCUCGCCUGCGUGCCGUUCCCGUUCCUCUUCUACAAGUACGGCGCCCGGAUCCGCAUGAAGUGCAAGUUCGCCGCCGAGGCCGCGCACGUGCUCGAGAUGAUGCGCACCAAGCACACGCAGAUCACCGAGGAGGAGGCCGUGCACGAGGCCGACGACAAGGAGAGGGAGAGGCGCGAGAGCACCGCCCUGGAGAAGCAGGCGACCAACGCCCAACAGGCGUCGUCCUAG
Molecule: messenger RNA, 1719 nt
Organism: Purpureocillium lilacinum
Lineage: Eukaryota; Fungi; Ascomycota; Sordariomycetes; Hypocreales; Ophiocordycipitaceae
Product: MFS siderochrome iron transporter 1
Biological process (GO): transmembrane transport
Cellular component (GO): plasma membrane
Molecular function (GO): transmembrane transporter activity
Source: RefSeq, a predicted model, not a curated record